UGAGCAUUUGAUGUGCAAGAGAGCAAACAAGUCAACGAAACCCCAGGAAAACUCUCAUCACUACUGUAAAAAUUAAACACACCAAUACACUUGGGUCCUGAAUUCAUUGCUUGGCAGGCAGUUUCCACAGGGGGGAGAAAAGAGAGGAGAAAAUAAACGCCACAAUGUGCGCCAAAAAGACAACCCAAAAGUCCAAACCCACACGGCAGGACGCCGCACCGUCAAAAAAGCAGAGACCCGCAGAGGUCAUAGAACUUUCAUCAGAUUCAGACUCGGACGCCAGCAGUGUUGGGGGAAACGGGGAAGAGGAGCAGCCGGAGCAGCAACCAGUAGCGACGCCAGCGACGAAGCGCAAAGCCCCCGAGGAUGUGACCGGGGAGGAUGGCGACGCGCCCGCCUCGUCGAGCGCGUCAAAACGGCAGCGGAAGCUGGCCGUCAGGGUGAAGCAGGACGGUGCAUCCGGGGCGGGCAAGGACGACGGCGGUGUGGUGGUGCGCAAGACGCACCUGGAAAUCUCGGCGCCCGCCGCGGCACUGAGCAGCAGUGGGAAGAAGCCCGAGGUGGUGGCGGCAGCGUCGACGCACGUGCGCUUUGGCCAGGACGACGACGACAGCAACGACAGGUUCUUCACGCCAAUGGAGAGGCCCGCCAAGAAGAACUUGUUCGACGCGGCGGCAAAGAAUGCCCUGGGUGGUGAGAAGGAGGAGGGGGGCAGCGAGGACGAGUCAGAGUCGGACGAUGACGCGCCGCCCGAGGCUGUGUCUAGUCACGCUGCGGCGCAUCAGCUCAACGAUCUCGUCAAGCAGGCUGCUAAAGCUGCUGAGCUACAAGCUGCCUCAGAAAGGCUAAAGCGCCAAAGGCGCGACGCCCUCUUCAAGACGCAAGCCAGGAAGCGUGCGCUGGACGAAGCAGAAUCCACCGCUGCGCCCAAGGCGGCACCGGCACUUUUACCGGCCGAGUUCCUCGAGUCUGACGACGAGAGCGAUGCCGACGAUGAGGAGUCAAGGACGGCAGAGGCAAGAAAGCCCAAGAAGAUCAAGUUCGAGACGGCCGAGAGGCGAUCCGCGAGGCAGGAGGGCCGAGGCGUGGCCGACCGUCGCGACGGCGACACCGUCUACAAGGUCGUUAGGCCCGUGGCCGACACACGGCUGGCGCCUAGGGCGAGCAAGCGUACCGCCUUUGACAAGAAGAAGCUCUUGUCGAGGGGGCGGGUCGAAGUGCGGAAGAAAGGUGGCUUUUUGCUCAAGUGAGAGGACAGGUAUUCUAGAAGACGGACGCCUAGCCUUAGAGGUCAAUAUGACAGGACGUGGUUCGGGUAUGAUGAGAUGUCAGGUCGUGUCAUUCUACUACUGAGAAAACUAGAGUAUACCCGCUUAGGACCCAUAGCGUCAGACGUGGUCUCGGGUGAUGACCGUGAAAAAAAAAAAAAAAAAAAAAAAAAGUCCAGCAACGAUCUAUGGGCUAUUAGAUUAUUUGAGA
This is a messenger RNA of Pyricularia grisea, 1479 nucleotides long. RefSeq lists its product as uncharacterized. Gene Ontology annotation, molecular function: snoRNA binding. Bases 165 to 1250 code for a protein of 361 amino acids. The record is from RefSeq and is a predicted model, not a curated record. Gene Ontology annotation, biological process: rRNA processing. NCBI's taxonomy places the organism in Eukaryota, Fungi, Ascomycota, Sordariomycetes, Magnaporthales, Pyriculariaceae. The transcript has 2 exons.